AGUGUGUACUUGUCUGUGUCACAGAGGGUUGAUGGGAUUAGGACUUCAUUACCCAGCAUGCACUGUGUGUGUGUUAGUAAAAUCCCUAAAGAGGAUUUAUGAGGAUCAGAGAGACGACAUGCCGCUGAAGAGAGAAGAUACUGAGCGUGCUCUGCAGGUGAUGGAGGCCUGUCAGGCCGGAGCUGCUGAAGGGGUCAAAGGUCGUGCUGAGAGACUGCUGAACAUCUUCCAGAGUGACCUGUUCCAGGCCCUGCUGGACAUACAGGAGUUCUACGAGCUGACGGUUUGUGAGAACCAGGUGACGAGCCGACCACACACACCUGGACAGAAGUAUCGUUACCAAGACGAUGAGACUCCGCCUGCCGACCCCAGCCCCGGUCACAUGACCCACGGACGCAGCACGGAUCUGAGCCACGCCCACCUGGACGGAUACACACACCCCACCGCCGCGAUCACCAUGAACGGAUCAGAAGGAGAGCUGGAGUACGAGGAGAUCACUCUGGAGAGGGGGAACUCUGGUCUGGGCUUCAGUAUCGCAGGAGGAACUGAUAAUCCUCACAUCGGAGACGACCCGUCCAUCUUCAUCACCAAGAUCAUCCCUGGAGGAGCGGCCGCUCAGGACGGACGCCUCAGGGUGAACGACAGCAUCGUGUUUGUUAACGACGUGGACGUGCGUGAGGUCACUCACUCCAUCGCCGUGGAGGCGCUGAAGGAGGCGGGGCCUGUCGUCAGGCUUUACGUCCUGCGGCGACGCCCACCGAGUGAACGCGUCACGCAGAUCAAACUGAUGAAAGGACCUAAAGGUCUGGGCUUCAGUAUAGCGGGUGGAGUGGGGAACCAACACGUUCCAGGAGACAACAGCAUCUACGUCACCAAGAUCAUCGAGGGCGGAGCGGCGCACCGAGACGGACGGCUACAGAUCGGGGACAAAAUACUGGCGGUGAACCACGUGUCCCUGGAGGACGUCCUGCAUGAAGACGCCGUGGUGGCCCUGAAGAACACGGGGGAGGUGGUCUACCUGAAGGUGGCCACGCCCACCUCGCAGUACAUCCACCCAGCGGACCGCUACAGCCCCCCCGACCUGACCAGCUCCUACAUGGAGCCGGACUACAUGUGUGAUUACCCACAAGCCCUCCCGCCUCCGUCACCACGACGAUACUCCCCUAUCCCCCGCGGCAUGAUGGGAGAGGACGAGUACUCCCGGGACCCCCGCCGGGUCUGCGUCCAACGGGGGUCCACCGGUCUGGGCUUCAACAUCGUGGGAGGGGAGGACGGAGAGGGGAUCUUCAUCUCCUUCAUCCUGGCAGGAGGACCAGCAGACCUGAGUGGAGAGCUCCGGAAGGGGGACCAGAUCCUCAGUGUGAACGGGGUGGAUCUCAGGUACGCCACACAUGAACAGGCAGCGGCAGCUCUGAAGAACGCCGGACAGACCGUCACCAUCGUGGCUCAGUACCGACCUGAGGAGUACAGUCGCUUUGAGGCGAAGAUCCACGACCUGAGGGAGCAGAUGAUGAACAGCUCGUCUGGAAGUCUGAGAGCCAACCGCAGCUUCUACCUCAGGGCGCUGUUCGACUACGAUAAGCAGUGGGACUGUGGCGUCCUCUCACAAGCUCUGGACUUUAACUUCGGGGAGGUUCUUCAUGUGAUGGACAGCGCCGAUGACGAGUGGUGGCAGGCCAGACGGGUGAACCAGCAGGGGGAGAUGGAGGAGCUGGGAUACAUCCCGUCCAAACACAGAGUGGAGAGGAAAGAGUGGUCUCGUAUGAAGAGUAAAGGUAGAGAAGGCUUCGUUCACAGCUACGAGCUCAUCACUCAGAUCGAAGUGGACUACGCUCGUCCAGUCAUCAUCCUGGGGCCGACCAAAGACCGGGUCAACGACGACCUGCUGUCCGAGUUCCCCGACAAGUUCGGCUCCUGCGUCCCUCACACCACUCGUCCUCGGAGGGACUACGAGGCCGAUGGGCGGGACUACCACUUUGUGUCGUCACGGGAACAGAUGGAGCGGGACAUCCAGUCCCAUCGCUUCAUCGAGGCGGGGCAGUACAACAACCACCUAUACGGGACGUCGGUGCAGAGCGUCCGACAGGUGGCCGAGCAGGGGAAACACUGCAUCCUGGACGUGUCGGCCAACGCCGUGAGGAGGCUGCAGGCGGCUCAGCUUCACCCCAUCGCCAUCUUCAUCCGACCACGAUCCCUGGAGAACAUCCUGGAUCUGAACAAGCGUCUGUCGGAGGAUCAGGCGAGGAAAGCUCUGGAUCGAGCCAUCAAACUGGAACAGGACUUCUUGGAGUGUUUCACAGCCAUCGUGCACGGCGACAGUUUCGAGGAGGUCUACCACCUGGUCAAAGCCGUCAUCGAGGAGCAGAGCGGCCCUUACAUCUGGGUUCCAGCUAGGGACAGACUCUGAUUGGCCACUGCCAGCGACGGGCGCCGUCUCCAUGGAAACCGCCUCCUCCUCCUCCUCCUCUCAGCGGCGUGACCAGACGGAGAGCAGGCGUCUGUCUUUUUACCGUUUCUGUUUUCUUUCUACUCGAUGACGAGCGAGCACGGUGAUUGGAUGGAUGCUAUAACCGCGGCAACCGAGAGAUGUGUUUUUUUAAGAAGAAGGUGGACCUGUCAGAUGAUUGAUUGAUUGAUUGAUCCUGUAUUAUCAGUAAAUAAUGAAUCAGGACUGUAGAGUUCAGUUGGUAUUGAAGUAUUUAUAUUAUCCUAUUUAUUUAUUGAUUUAUCUAUUUAUUUAUUUAUGUGAUGUGAAAAUGGUGUGUGUGUGUGUGUGUGUGUGUGUGUGUGUGCGUGCGUGUGUAUGUGUGCGUGUGUGUGUGUGUGCGUGUGUGUAGUGUACAUAAAGACUUGUGUGACUGUAAAUAAAACGAUGGGGCUCAAACACACAGUCUAUUCAGGGCUUAAAGUAACAAACACUAGACUACAACACCCACAAUCCCCCUCUGCUGUACUUCAUCUCCCACAAUCCCCCUCUGUCUGGACUACAACACCCACAAUCCUUUUCUGUCUGGACUACAACACCCACAAUCCCCCUCUGUCUGGACUACAACACCCUAAACCCCCUCAGUCUGGACUACAACACCCACAAUCCUCUUUUGUCUGGACUACAACACCCUAAACCCCCUCAGUCUGGACUACAACACCCACAAUCCUCUUUUGUCUGGACUACAACACCCUAAACCCCCUCUGUCUGGACUACAACACCCACAAUCCACCUCUGUCUGGACUACAACACCUACAAUCCACCUCUGUCUGGACUACAAUACCCUAAACCCCUUCUGUCUGGACUACAACACCCACAAUCCCCCUCUGUCUGGACUACAACACCCUAAACCCCCCCUGUCUGGACUACAACACCCACAAGCCCCCUCUGUAUGGACUACAACACCCUAUACCCCCCCUGUCUGGACUACAACACCCACAAUCCUCUUCUGUUUGGGCUACAACACCCUAAACCCCCUUCUGUCUGGACUACAACACCCACAAUCCCCCCUCUGUCUGGACUACAACACCUACAAUCCCCCUCUGUCUGGACUACAACACCCACAAUCCCCCUCUGUCUGGACUACAAUAACCUAAACCCCCUCUCUCUGGACUACAACACCCACAUUACCCCUCUGUCUUGACUACAACGCCCACAAUCCCCCCUCUGUCUGGACUACAACACCUAUAAUCCCCCUCUGUCUGGACUACAACACCCUAAACCCCCUCUCUCUGGACUACAACACCCACAAUCCCCCUCUGUCUGGACUACAAUACCCUAAACCCCCUCUCUCUGGACUACAACGCCCACAAUCCCCUUCUGUCUGGACUACAACACCCUAAGAAUCCCUCUCUGUCUGGACUACAACACCC
Molecule: messenger RNA, 3858 nt
Organism: Sebastes umbrosus (honeycomb rockfish)
Lineage: Eukaryota; Metazoa; Chordata; Actinopteri; Perciformes; Sebastidae
Product: disks large homolog 4-like
Exons: 20
Coding region: 32-2407 (791 amino acids)
Biological process (GO): postsynaptic neurotransmitter receptor diffusion trapping; AMPA glutamate receptor clustering; chemical synaptic transmission
Cellular component (GO): neuron projection; neuromuscular junction; postsynaptic density membrane
Molecular function (GO): kinase binding
Source: RefSeq, a predicted model, not a curated record